This is a messenger RNA of Iphiclides podalirius (scarce swallowtail), 252 nucleotides long. NCBI's taxonomy places the organism in Eukaryota, Metazoa, Arthropoda, Insecta, Lepidoptera, Papilionidae. The record is from the annotation of a GenBank genome assembly.
AUGUUUGGACUAUCGACCGGGCCGCAUCGGAGUUGCCACGAGCGUCUGCGAGCGCAGUCAGAUAGGGCGGCUCGUGAUAGGACGGUCUGCCCGCGGCGCAUCGACGCCAAGUCUUCCGUUGCCCUUAAAUCAGCCGACUGUACUCUGAUUUGGCUGCGCUGUCACGAUUUCCAUUCGGCGCCGCCAAGAAAAACGACGCAGACGCCCGCGCAACAGUUGAAAGUUGCAAAACAAAGACGCCCGCGCAACAGU